AUGUAUUCUCGGAGUUUAUUAGUGCUAGCGGCAGCCCUCGGCGUAGCUGUUGCCCAAGAUUCCUUCAAAUGUCCUGAUGACUUCGGCUUCUAUCCUCACCACAUUUCCUGCGAUAAGUACUGGAAGUGCGACAAUGGUGUCGCUGAACUGAAAACCUGCGGAAACGGACUUGCCUUCGAUGCUAGUGACUCCAAAUACCUGACUGAAAAUUGCGACUAUCUCCACAACGUUGAAUGCGGAGAGAGGACACAGCUCGAGCCACCGAUCGGAACUCCUCACUGCUCUAGACUGUACGGUAUCUUCCCCGAUGAGGCCAAAUGUGACGUCUUCUGGAACUGCUGGAACGGUGAAGCUUCCCGCUACCAGUGCAGCCCUGGACUUGCUUACGACAGAGAAGCCCGUGUGUGCAUGUGGGCUGACCAAGUUCCUGAGUGCAGAAACGAAGAAGUCGCAAAUGGAUUCUCUUGCCCCGCCCCCGGUGAAGUAUCCAACGCUGGAUCUUUCAGUCGUCAUGCCCACCCUGAAGAUUGCCGCAAAUACUACAUCUGCCUUGAGGGAGUAGCCCGUGAAUACGGAUGUCCCAUCGGUACCGUUUUCAAAAUCGGUGAUGCUGAUGGCACUGGUAACUGCGAAGACCCCGAAGAUGUUCCCGGAUGCGAGGACUACUAUGGAGAUUUGGAUCUGAAGGCUAUCCGCAAGAGCGAGCUGCUCGCUGGUCUUCAGAGCAACGGCCAGGCCCACCAGCACAAAUCAAACCUGAAACCUCGUCCCCAAAAAGAAAACUAA
Danaus chrysippus (African queen) is the source of this 786-nucleotide messenger RNA. The record is from the annotation of a GenBank genome assembly. NCBI's taxonomy places the organism in Eukaryota, Metazoa, Arthropoda, Insecta, Lepidoptera, Nymphalidae.